Mauremys reevesii (Reeves's turtle) is the source of this 1856-nucleotide messenger RNA. Its product is annotated as trace amine-associated receptor 4-like. The transcript has 2 exons. Gene Ontology annotation, molecular function: 2-phenylethylamine receptor activity; trace-amine receptor activity. The record is from RefSeq and is a predicted model, not a curated record. Gene Ontology annotation, cellular component: membrane. Lineage: Eukaryota; Metazoa; Chordata; Testudines; Geoemydidae. The coding region runs from base 267 to 1310 and encodes 347 amino acids. Gene Ontology annotation, biological process: behavioral fear response; G protein-coupled receptor signaling pathway; chemosensory behavior.
AGGCAAGGUAGGGAUAGAGGGUGAGGGUUCCCUAAGGAGGGGAGACCGAGAGAAAGGGGUUACUGCUAGGGGGCAGCACCCCAUGUAGAAGGGCACCGGGUCCAGGGAGGGACACGGGGGGGCCUACGAACAGGUGGAUAACCACCCUGCAGAGGGCGCUCAGGGCUGGACUGAGCUAACUUCGCAGAGCAACCAGCGGGAGGCGCCGCAGGGGACUGGCUGUAUUGUAAUACUUUUGAAAAAGUUACUGUCGUUGAUCUCAGAUCAUGAAUUCAUCCAACCUCUGGAGUCCACAGAAUGUGCAGUAUUGCUUUGACUCUGUUAACAAUUCAUGUCCUAGAAAUGUAAGGUCUACAAUAAGUCUUUGGGCUAUGUACAUUUUCAUGGUGGGAGCAAUAAUGCUCACAAUGGGUGGAAAUAUGCUUGUGAUCAUUUCCAUCGCUCAUUUCAAACAGCUUCACUCUCCAACCAACUUCCUGAUCUGCUCCAUGGCAACUACUGACUUUUUGCUUAGUUUCAUGGUUAUGCCCUACAGUAUGAUCAAGUCUAUAGACUCAUGCUGGUAUUUUGGAGACCUCUUCUGCAAAAUCCAUACUUUUUGUGAUAUAAUGCUCUGUACCACCUCUAUUUUCCAUCUGUGUUUUAUCUCUGUUGACCGUUACUAUGCAGUUUGUGACCCACUGCAUUAUGUCACCAAAAUAACUAUCCCUGUGAUAGUACUAUUUUUAUUAAUUAGCUGGUCUGUCCCAUUCUUAUUGGCUUUUGGCCUAGUUUUCCCAGAGUUGAAUAUUGUUGGCACUGAAGAAUAUGUGACUUCCAUUGACUGCUAUGGUUUCUGUGCCUUCAUACUUAAGAAGCUCUGGGGAGUGAUAGCUUCUCUUAUAGCCUUCUUUCUCCCAGGCACAGUGAUGGUGGGUAUCUAUGUCCACAUAUUUACAGUGGCAAGAAAGCAUUCAAGACAAAUUGCUAAAAUCCCCAGUGCAAUAAAAUGUGUCUCUGCAAUGAAAAACAACAUCUCCACAAAAAAAGAGAACAAAGCAACUAAAACUUUAAGUAUAGUUAUGGGGGUGUUUGUUUUUUGUUGGCUGCCUUUCUUUAGUCUUACGAUAGCUGAUGCUUUUAUUAACUUCUCAACACCUGAAGAUUUGUACAAUGCCUUCCUCUGGCUGGCAUACUUCAAUUCUACUUGUAAUCCAAUCAUUUAUGGUUUAUUUUAUUCUUGGUUUCGCAAAGCAUUUAAAAUGAUUGUGACUGGUACAAUCUUCAGACCAGAUUCCUCUACUCUUACUUUAUUUCCCUCAAAUACUUAGUUAGCCAGGUAGGGCUUUUAUGAAUGGAUUAACAUUAAUAGAUGCAUAUGCUAUUUCUGAAGAUCUUUUAGAAUAGGUCACAUAGGGCCCUAUAUUGACAACAUUUACAAAAAUCUGCACAUGCUUUUUGGAGAAACAGGGAUGUGCUGGCUGCAGCUUCCCGCAGCUCCCACUGGCACAGGAAUGGUGAACUACGGCCAUGGGGACAACAAUGAUAAGAUAAAAUUUAAAAACUGGGAAUAAAUAAAAAACAGAUAAAAUAUCUGGUAUUUAAGGCCCUACUUAAUUUGCGAUAUUGCGGAAAUUGCAGAUCCUGCAAUAUUAGGCUUCCCCUGCAAUUUUAUCAGCCACUGGGGGCUGACAGUGGGAGCCUCGGGCUGCUGAUAGCCCCACUGUCAGCCCCCAGAAGCUGGUGACCAGUGUUCCUGUUGUCAGCUCCGCACAUGGCAAGGCUUCUGUAUAACUCCUCUCCAGAACAUCCCCUUUUUUUCCCUGCUGCCCCCGACAUGGCCCCUGACACUGGGGAGCUGGGAAGGAAUGCAGUGA